Vidua chalybeata is the source of this 2865-nucleotide messenger RNA. RefSeq names its product serine/threonine-protein kinase pim-1-like. Gene Ontology annotation, cellular component: cytoplasm. Gene Ontology annotation, molecular function: ATP binding; protein serine/threonine kinase activity. Lineage: Eukaryota; Metazoa; Chordata; Aves; Passeriformes; Viduidae. Gene Ontology annotation, biological process: protein autophosphorylation. The record is from RefSeq and is a predicted model, not a curated record.
GGGCAUGGGGGCGGCGGGCAACGGACAAACGGACAUGGGGACAAAUGGCCCCGGAGCUUCAGUUGCUUCAGUUGCAGCAGCAGCAGCAGCAGCGAAAGAAGCAGUUUUGUCGAGUCCCUCUUGCAUCUCCUCUUCCUCUCCCGCUGUCCUGCAGCCUCUCCCGCUCUCCCUUUCCCGGUGUCCUCUCCUCUCCCAGUCUACCUCUCCCCCUGCCCGGCUGGGCCAUGCCCCAGGCCCACCCCGGGCCCCAGGCGGGGCUGCCCCGUCCCCAUACCCGGCCGUCCCGCCGCAGUCUCCCGGGCCCUGCAGAGGACACAGGCGGCACGGCCGCUCCCGCCGCCUCCGCUGCGGCUUCCCCGGCCCAAGCUCCGCCGCUCGGCAGCGUGGCUGCCGGCCCCGAGCCACCGCUGUCCCGUUGCCAGGAGCGAACGCCUGGGGAUGGCCGGCCCAGGCCGGUCAGAGGGCACUCGGGGGCCGCUCCUGGCCCCGGGCCGAGCGCUGAAAGCCGCGUCCUGCCCCCAGGGAAGGCGCAGGAGGCCCUGCAGGAGUGGUACCGGCUGGGUUCGCUGCUGGGCCACGGCAGCUUCGGAAGUGUCCUCGCGGCCACGCGGCUUUCGGACGGCGCCCCGGUGGCCAUCAAAAGGGUGCCGCGGGAUCGCAUCUGGCACUGGGGUGAGCUGCCUGACGGCACCAGCGCACCCCUGGAGAUUGUGCUGCUGGCCAAGGUGGCCUCUGGCUGCGCUGGUAUCAUUCAGCUCCUGGAGUGGCUUGAGCUCCCCGACAGCUUCUUGCUGGUGCUGGAGCGCCCGGAGCGGUGCCAGGACCUGUCGGGUUUCCUGGCGGAGCGGAGGUUCCUGCCGGAGGAGGAGGCGUGGGGGCUGUUGCCGGUGCUGGAGGCCGUGCGGCACUGAACCAGCUGUGGGGUCCUGCACAGGGACAUCAAGCCCCAGAACAUCCUGCUCGACCUGGCCACCGGGCACAUGAAACUGAUUGACUUUGGCUGUGGCGCCUUCCUCCAAGACACAGCCUACACCCAGUUUGCAGGAACCCUGUCCUACAGCCCACCAGAGUGGAUCCACCACCAAUGCUACCACGGCGAGGCAGCGACGAUCUGGUCCCUGGGCCUCCUGCUGUACCACCUGGUCAUGGGGAAGCACCCGUUCAGGAGGAGCCAGGAGAUCAUCUGGGGGCAGAUCUUGUUCCCACAAUGGCUCUCUCAAGAAUGCCAGAAUAUCAUUAAGAGGUGUUUGUCCAUGCAGCCCUUGGACAGGCCAUCCUUAGAAGAGCUUUUCCGUGAUCCUUGGGUGCAGGGUGUUCCUCUGCCCUAGAGGAUGGGAGAGUUCCCCGUGCACAGUUGGAUCCAGGGGCCUGGCAGGUAACAGCUCCACGCAUCUCUUGGCAAUCAGUGGCAAAGCCAACCAGACAGGUUUUGUCCUGCCUGUAGCUCUGAGCAGGGGUCAGCAGAAGGAAACAGCUCUUGGACUGGAGCUGAGCUGGAGACCUGGUGUGGCAAGCACUGGCGGCUACCAUCCUUCGGGUUUUGCUUGUCCUGGUUCACUGACAGCUGGAGCCCUGGGAAGAACCCUGAGAGCCUGGUCUGGCCCCAGGGAAGCAGAAGGAGCUCCUGGAGAAGCUGUACCAGGUAGGACUGCUGCUGGGGCUGGGGCAGCCAGCCCGACACAAACCAACCCCCAUGGUGGGAGCACAGGUAGGACUUCAGAACCUGUGCAGGGGCUGCUUUGCUUUGCCGGCAAGGAAGGGCUUUGGUUGCUCCACUGCCCUUGUUUGCUUUGAGAUCACCGUUAUUUUGGGGGGCAGUGCAGGGGGGAAGGGAGAAAGCCUGGGCUUCCCUCACCUGUGGGUGGGUUUUUCCCUAGCAUGCAGGGGUUGGGCCUUCCUUAAGCCCCUGACAGAGUGUCCAAGACUGAGCACCAAGAUGUUUCCUAUUACCAUCCGAGUAGCAGUUGCAUCUGGACAGUUUUCCUUAUCUCCUGUUAAUAGGCCCAUCAAUGUCUUGCCACAUGACUCAGAGAUAACACUCUCCAGGAGCCAGUUCUGUUUACCAGGUGAUUAAGGACACACCUCGUGACUCAGAAUAACAUCAGCCCAUUGUGAGAUGCUCCGCCCAGGGGGAGAAGCUAGGCAUUCCCACCUGGAUAAAUCCAGGGAUUUCUAGACAGAAAGGCAGCCUUUCCACAGGUUUCCGAGAAGACACAGCAACCACAUCUGCCACUCCAGGAGGACUGCAGCCACUCCAAUUUGGACUGCUACCAGCACACUGGUCAAAGGGGUGUCAGGUUGUAUUCUGACUUUGUCAGUGGUCUUCCUUUUGUAUCACUGCAUGUAUUUUUGUCUUUUUUUCCCUUUUCCCAAUAAAUUGUAUUUCUGACUUGGAGUCUCUCACUGGUUUUGCUUUCAAACCAGAACACAAAGAUACGAUUUUUGACCUUUUUUCUUGUUUCCCCUUUUUGUCUGUAAUCUAUUUUGAAUAAUUUGGUUUUUUUUCUAGAGGAAGCGUUCUAGGUGGGGUCCAGUCUGGAUCGGGAAGUGCUUGGGAGCAGCGGCAGCGUGGAUGGGCCGUGCCCUUGGAGAAGGCUGAGGACAUCGUUUGGGACCAGCUUUUCUUCCAGCGGUGGAUGGCGUCAGCCGGGCUCUGCGGGUGCUGAGGCUGCUCUGGGCUCUGCCAGGGCUCUGCUGCAGCUCAGCACCGGGCCAGAAUCAGCCAAAGAAGAAAUGGUGUGACCUGCAGCACAGACUUGCUUGAACAUUUCAGCAACAGAGCUCAAGUUUGCAGAGUGUACACCUCCCAGGGAAAACAUGCCACCACCCAAAAAUUAAACUUGUUCAAUAGCUUCUGAAAUGAAA